GGGCCAAGCACGCUGAAAUAGGCUUUGACUUUUUGAAGUCAAACUGCUUAUAAGUUCUUAUUAAGCUUUACUCUCUCUCUAGAGAUAGAGAGAGAAUGGGUUCUUCUAAGGAUCAAUUGCCGCCAUAUCCAAACGCAGCUCGAAUCUCCGAUUCUCAAUGCUACCCUCAGUACACCGCUUCUCUCAAAUGUUUGGAAGAAUUUAGCUCCGACAAAAGCAAGUGUCAAGAACAUUUUGAUGUCUACAAAGAAUGCAAGAAAAAGGAGAGGGAGGCUCGUUUGGAGCGCAAUAAAAGUCGAUCGUUGUUCUCAUGAAACCUUGCGAUGAAAGACUUACUAACAACUCAUAUGCGUAGGAGGUCUAAUGCACUACAUCCUCAACCGAUAGCACCCUUUCAAAAUCGAGCAUUUGAACAAAUCUUUAUGUAUUACGUUAUCCGUUCAAACAAACUAAAAAAGUGCCUCUUUUAUACGUAAGGCUAGAUUCGGCUUUAUUGUUCUACAGAAAUCUGCCCAUAUUUGUAUUUGGCUCAAUAAAUUGGUUAUGUAUCUUAAUACUGAUAUUGGUCUCAUUUGGUUUGGUUUGGUUUAUUUCAGUAAUCAAUGCACGAUCUAAUAAAUAUUGAGUGCGUUUUCUUCA
Molecule: messenger RNA, 639 nt
Organism: Cynara cardunculus var. scolymus (artichoke)
Lineage: Eukaryota; Viridiplantae; Streptophyta; Magnoliopsida; Asterales; Asteraceae
Product: cytochrome c oxidase-assembly factor COX23, mitochondrial
Exons: 3
Coding region: 96-314 (72 amino acids)
Source: RefSeq, a predicted model, not a curated record